This is a messenger RNA of Lathyrus oleraceus (garden pea), 1495 nucleotides long. RefSeq names its product 1-(5-phosphoribosyl)-5-[(5-phosphoribosylamino)methylideneamino] imidazole-4-carboxamide isomerase, chloroplastic. The record is from RefSeq and is a predicted model, not a curated record. Lineage: Eukaryota; Viridiplantae; Streptophyta; Magnoliopsida; Fabales; Fabaceae. The transcript is spliced from 12 exons. Gene Ontology annotation, cellular component: cytoplasm. The coding region runs from base 134 to 1045 and encodes 303 amino acids. Gene Ontology annotation, molecular function: 1-(5-phosphoribosyl)-5-[(5-phosphoribosylamino)methylideneamino]imidazole-4-carboxamide isomerase activity. Gene Ontology annotation, biological process: L-histidine biosynthetic process; L-tryptophan biosynthetic process.
UCAAUUAAGGAUUGAAUUAGGUUAAAAUGCAAUUGAGCUAGUUUAUGUUUCUGUGUCAACUUAAGUUCCAUCACCACAUUACUCGACGCUGCACCUCCCUAAACCUUGUCCGUAUAGCUUCUUUUCGAGCUCAAUGCGCAAUCUCACUUCCUCUUGUUCCAUAAGAGCUUUCUCAUCUUCCCCACUUCUCCGCUCCAAUCAUCUUCCUUCAUAUUCACCUUCCAGAAAAUCUACACCUUCAAUUCAAUGCGCCGUUCAGUUCCGUCCUUGCAUCGACAUUCACAAGGGGAAAGUGAAACAAAUUGUCGGGUCAACCCUUAAAGAUUUGAAAGGGGAUGAUGGGUCGGAUCCAAUUACCAAUUUUGAGUCUGAUAAAUCAGCAGCUGAGUAUGCCACACUUUACAAACAAGAUGGACUCAAAGGUGGUCAUGUUAUCAUGCUUGGUGCUGAUCCUUUGAGUAAAGCUGCUUCCCUUGAGGCAUUGCAUGCUUAUCCUGGAGGUCUGCAAGUUGGAGGGGGAAUAAAUUCUGACAAUUGUUUGAGUUACAUUGAGGAAGGAGCAAGCCAUGUCAUUGUGACAUCUUAUGUAUUCAAUAAUGGACAAAUGGAUCUUGAAAGGCUUAAAGAUCUUGUUCGCAUUGUUGGAAAAGAGAGGCUUGUGUUGGAUCUCAGUUGCAGGAAAAAGGAUGGUAAAUAUGCAAUUGUCACCGAUAGAUGGCAGAAGUUCAAUGACGUGUCACUUGAUGCUGAAGUAAUGCAGUUUCUUGCUAACUUUGCCGACGAGUUUCUGGUUCAUGGUGUGGACGUUGAAGGAAAGAAGUUGGGAAUCGAUGAAGAGCUCGUGGCUCUGCUUGGCAACUAUUCACCGAUUCCUGUCACCUAUGCUGGUGGUGUGACUGUGAUGGAUGAUUUAGAGAGGAUAAAAACAGCGGGAAUGGAAAAUGUCGAUGUUACCGUAGGAAGUGCCUUGGACAUUUUUGGAGGAAACCUGGCUUAUGAAGAUGUUGUAGCUUGGCAUAACCAACAAAAGGUCCUCGUGGCUUAAGUAAGCAUCGUUGAGAAUUGUUGGGGGCAGGGGUGGAUGUGCUCUGAGCAAGUGGACAUUGGUUGUUGCUCGCAAUCAAUCCUAUCCGAGAAAUUGUGUAUUAUCUUGACUCGUUAGGAAAUGAUUGGACAACAUACCCGGAUAUGAAGGUCCUAAUUGACACCGUCCUACAAGCUUUUCGGGCCCAACGAGAUAUCCAAACCUCAAGGAGGGACGCCAACUCCAUUACAUGGAUUAAAGUGGCGUGUCCUCAACAACGUAAUCAAAUAGAUUGCGGGUAUUUCAUGUUGAGGUUUAUGCGAGAUACUCUUGCUUUGGGCCGAUUAAAGAUUCCCACCGAUUACUUUGAUGAAUUCAAGUGUGCAUUUUAUACAAAGGAUCAAGUGGACGAAAUCAAAGAGGAGUGGUGUCAAUUCAUGAUAAAGCUCGAUGUUUGUUCAUAAAUUUGUG